AUCAUGCACCGCGGGCGCUUUAAUUUCUCAACGCUCUACCUGCGAUGCCGUCGCGCGGUCAGAUUGCCGGGCGACGGUUGCUGCGGCUUCUAUGGCGACCCGCGCCAUCGCCUCGGGCCUUCUGCGCGGCGGAGGAGGCGCAGCUGAGGCCAUGGCCGGCCGAGGUCCGUGCGUCGAGCGAGGCUCUCUGGCGAAAGCUGCAGGCCGGCGGCGCUUCGGUGACGCGGGACUUCAUUAGCGAGGAAGAGGAGGCGUUGCUGGCCCAGGAGCUGGAACCGCAGCUGCGCCGUCACCGCUAUCAAGACGAGCAUUGGGACGGGGCUAUUCAUAAGUAUCGGGAGACAGAAAAAUCAUACUGGAGCAAAGAAUGUCAUGAGAUCUUACAACGAGUCCGGAAUGCUGCUUUCCCCCCAGGAGUGCCACAGCUCGCUCAAGUCCAUGUUCUGGAUUUGGAUAAAAGUGGCCACAUAAAGCCUCAUGUAGACAGUGUCAAGUUCUGUGGCUGCACCAUUGCAGGCCUGUCCCUCCUGUCCACAAGUGUAAUGCACCUGGUUAGUCAGCAGAAUCCACAGGACUGGCUGGAUCUUCUGCUGGAGCGCCGAUCUCUCUACAUUCUUAGAGGGCCUGCUCGUUAUGAAUUCACUCAUGAAAUUCUUAAAGAUGAGGAGUCCUUUUUUGAUGGAAGAAAGGUCGCCAGGGAACGAAGGGUCUCUGUCAUCUGUCGAAACCUGCCCUUACCAGCAGAACCAUCCUAGAACUGCCAGGUGAUACUGUGAAGGCUAACUGUUGCUGCCAGUGGAAUUUAGUUUUUUUGUCUAAUUGACAUGGUGCUCUUUCUAAAGAAGUUACUUUGACCUACUGUUCCAGAGAGCUUUGGUUUUCUAUCCAACGGUAAGCGAUGGAACCUUUCCUCCAUGCAGUAAAGGAAGCCUAAAAGUGUACAUUGUCUAAGAAAGUGUUCUCCCUUUUGCACUUAACAGGUAGGAAGAAGGAAAUCUGCAACAAUUUGGCAAGUAGAUCUAACGAAAAUGAACCGCAACACUGUUAAUCUCAGGGAAUAAAAUUCUUCUGUAAUGUGUGUUCCUGCGAACAUAGGUAGAGGUGAAAUUAAGAAUUGAAAUGUAGGGGGGGAAGGAUAUCAGUGUAUUGUAGUUUUUAAAUUAUCCUUUAAUUGCUUUUCCAGUUGCUGAACUAUUGAACAUUGUUCUCUUUUCUGCUCAGUAUUAAAAUUUAUCACACAUACUGAGACUCAAAAUAGUGAACUUGGCAAAGCAGAUAGACAGAUGUUCUCCAAUUCUUUCUAUAAAAGAGAUUGUCUGAAAAAGAGAAUUACAUCUUUGAUGCUUGUAACCAUCAAAUAUGUAGAUGAGAGCAGGGCCUAAGCUAAUUGCACCAUUAUUUCCUUAUAAAUAUAUUGCUAAUUUUUCAGAUGGUAAAAAAAGUAUUUGAAUUUUUAAUUUUCUCACAAUUGAUGCUGCAACUGAAUAUGUUAUCAUUUCUGUGAAUUAAAUAAUUUCAGAAUGAUUCUGAUAGGUGUCAUAAGCACAAGAUUAGCUUUAACAUGUAUGUAUCUAAAAAUAAAUAAAUAAAAAAGCUAAAUUGGAGUAUCUCUAAAUGAGGAUUUCACUGUGGUGGGUAUUCAGUGAGUGGGAAUAGGAUAAAUUCCACAUUUUGACUUGCAGCAUCAAAAUGCUGAAGAGAAAAGAGGUAAAAUGUAGAAGUGGAAGACAAGUGAAUAAUCUUGAUUAUAAAAAAGGAACUAUUGAGGAAUGUGAAAAUAGGUAGUACUUGUCUUUGAAUAAUUUGGGAUGUGGUAAAAUAUGAAAAGUAUAGGGCUGAAUCCGUGAUCUCCUAUUGCUCAGGACUAGAAUCCAGUUCUUUUUACAACCCAGAACACCUGACUCUGUAUGGCCCUAUCUCUUCUCUGUUGUUUUUUAAAAUUAUUAUUCCCCUCUCCAUUUCCUAAAAAAAAUAAACCUCUUGAAACCCUAAA
Pantherophis guttatus is the source of this 1993-nucleotide messenger RNA. RefSeq names its product alkB homolog 7, RNA demethylase (gene ALKBH7). Gene Ontology annotation, cellular component: mitochondrial matrix. The record is from RefSeq and is a predicted model, not a curated record. Gene Ontology annotation, biological process: DNA damage response; fatty acid metabolic process. NCBI's taxonomy places the organism in Eukaryota, Metazoa, Chordata, Lepidosauria, Squamata, Colubridae.